AUGGCAAACAGCCGCUUCAUCUCCGGCAUCGGCCCCACGCCGUUCGAGCCCGACACGCCGCGCACGCUGCUCGACGGCGCCACAACCCUCUCCUCCAUCAUCCGCGUGCCCACCGCGGCCGACCCCGCGCUCGCCGCAAUCAAGAAGACGGACCUGCACCCGAGCGCCUUCGAGACCGUCGCCUCGUACAACUGGGUCUACGGGCCGGGCAAGCGCCUCAAGAUCAUUGUUCCCGGCUACCCCUCCUGCUGGAACCCCCCGCAGCUGCCCGUGAAGCUCCCGCCCGACACGGGCUUCCGCAUGAUCCACCAGAACGAGUACUUCUCGCCGGGCACGCCGCUGCGCCCGCUGCUGCGCGCCGUCUACACGCACCGCCCCGACUACGAGAUCCGCGGCGUGGACGUCGUCACGGACCGCAGCAGCCUGCUGAAGCUGUUCAAGUUUGUGCGCGGCGAGGUGAAGCCGCCGCCGCCGCCGACGACGACGACGACGACGCCGGUCCGCCGUGAGGGCGACGGCAGGGGCCGAGGCGGGGGCGGGGAGGCUAGAGGUGGCUAUAGGUCGAGCCCCCCGUGGCGCGACCGGCACCCCGAGUCUGUAGGCGCCGGCGCCGGCGGCGGCGGCAUGCGCGGGCGCGGCGCGGGGCUGGGGUAUCGGGGUGGUGUCCGGCGGGAUGGGCGCCCGCCGUUCGGUAUGGACCCGCCGAAGGAGGCAAGGAUUGAUGUUGACAUCAUGGGCGGUGGGGACGGGACGCGGCCGAGCAUGCUGCUGUCGCGGUGGGAGACGCACAGUGCCGAGUUUAUACCCGAGGGCAAGUUUAUGGGGUGGGGGUACCAGUUCCUGAACCGCUUCACGCGGUUCGGCGAUGCGGGGGAGGAGGCGGUGAUGGAUGAGGGGGAGCUGCAGAGCCACCACCGGGUGGUGGAGUAUGUGAUGGGCGGGAUGCGGUUCCUGGUGCGGUACCACGGGGACGCGAUUACGCAGUCGUUGGCGGAGUUUCGGUUUUGGGCGGAGAGGGAGCGGGUGGAGAUGAGGAGGCAGGAGAGGAGGAGGGCGGCGGAGGUGAGGGCGAGUGCGGGGGCGAGUGCGGGGGAGAGGGAGAGGAGGGAGAGGAAGGAGAGGGAGAAGGCGGAGCGGGAGAAGGCGGAGAGGGAGAAGGCGGAGAAGGCGGAGAAGGCGGAGAAGGCGGAGAGGGCGAAGGAGGUGAAGGGGGUGGGGCAGGCGGUGAGGAGGAAGCCUUUGAGCCCGCAGGCGAAGAAGGCGGAUGAUUGGCUCGAGAAGGAGUUUAUCGAGGGCCUGUCGAAGCUGACGCUGAACAGAGUCAAGACUACGAUCGCCAUCGAAGCCCACAAGAGCCUGACGCCGCUCUACCCGCACGAGUCCAUCGUCGGCAUCAAGACCUGCAGCGAGAACUCCGCGCCGGCAAUGAUGCUGCGCGCAAUCCCGCAGGUCUUCUUCUCGCAGACGCCGCACCUCUUCAUCGGCUACCAGCGGGCGGGGAGCUUCGAGAAGGUCGAGAAGAUCGAGACGGGCCCGCUGCUGCGCGAGUGGGAGGACGAGAACGAGGCGGUGCUGAAGCGGUACCUGGUGCUGCUGGCACGGAUCCGCACGGUGGUCGAGGGCAUGGAGGGGAGGCGCGCAACGCUUGUGUUUACGAGCGGGAAGGAGGACGAGGGCGUGAAGGUGUACAAGAGGACGGAGGGGACACCCGGGCCGGUGCCGAGCGACUUGGUGGCCAAGUGGGAUGUCUGA
This is a messenger RNA of Morchella sextelata, 1752 nucleotides long. RefSeq lists its product as uncharacterized. NCBI's taxonomy places the organism in Eukaryota, Fungi, Ascomycota, Pezizomycetes, Pezizales, Morchellaceae. The coding region runs from base 1 to 1752 and encodes 583 amino acids. The record is from RefSeq and is a predicted model, not a curated record. The transcript is spliced from 3 exons.